UUUGUGUGAGCCCCAUGGUUCUGCUUGUCGUCUGGAGGAUUGAGUGUGACGCUUUUCCUGCGGUACGGUGUCACAGUGUGAAGGUUCCCCGUCGUCCGAAGCAGGAGCGGGAAAUCCCGGCGGGAGGUUCGUGGAAGAUGAGGCUGGACGGCGACUCCCUGGGCUCGGCGCUGGCUGCCGUCCUCUGCCUGGCCCUGCUGCUGCCGGGGGUGUGCCCGGAGAUCAGCAACGUCACGGUGCAGAACGGUAGCGGCUCCGGGCCCGCGUCUUCCCCGCCCUGGGGCAACACUGCCGACAGUUCGGUGAUCACCCGCGCCGUCGCCGUGGUUCUCGCCAUCAGCGGCCUCGGGCUCGUCUACCUGCUGGUGCGGGGCCUGCGGUUAAAGAAAACACAAAGAAAGAAGUACGGGCUGCUUUCCUCCUUUGAUGACCAUGUAGAGAUGGCUCCAAUGGAUACAGAUGACGAUGACACAACUUUAUUCGAAGCAAAGAUCAUGAGGAGGAGCGUUAACUACACUGCCUCACAAUCUUGCUGACUUUGCAGCCACUCAAUUCUUCAAGACAUGCUCCACUGCUUUGCUAUAAUAAGCACCCGAGGGACUUACAGUGAAUGUGACAUUACUUGUUGUGCAGUUUUAAGAAGCUCCCUGUCACCCACUGAUUACCAACCAAUGACUGAAAAUAUUCGUCUGGUUUUGUGUGGGACUGGACGGGUAACAAUUCCAGCACAAACAGGCUCUUCAAUGAAGGAAACAGUGACUUUCUUCAGCUUUGGGGGGAAGUUUUAUGCUGACAUUGAAAUUUCUGUAUCAUUUUGUGUCAGUCAUUCAGAAGAUGAGUUGAAGAUUUGUCUGAAUGAAUUGUUUUUCUUAAAAUUCUACUUCACAGCAAGUGGGAUUUGCAAACCUUAAAACAUAAUUUUCUGUAAUGAAAUAUUUGCAUUGAUGUUGUUGUACGUAGUGGAAUGAUUGCUCUUAAGCCAUUCACUGUGGAUAACUGUAUAUAUACAACAUGGGGGCAAUGUUGUAUAAAUAUUUGGUGGUUGGCAGAGAACAGAUGCUCUUUGGAAGAAAUAAGUAAACCUUUUGCCUCUUGUGGCACACCGUGUUUCAUCCAUCUUAAAAGCUGUCCCCAGAGCCAAAGUUAAAUAGCCAUGGCCCUCCCAGCAACAGGGCUAUAUUACGCUUAAAACAUAGCAGCAUACCGUUUGUCCCUAUUAAGCUAUAGAUGGCUUUUCAGAAAGUCUCUGCUAACCACCUAAUUUUUAAGCAUGAUGUUGUCAUGUAGUAGUGCCUGCUUAAACAAAAAAGGGAGCAAUCAGUUAGGUGUCAUCGGUUGCUGUUUAACACAGAAUGCUUCUUAACCUAUUGCACUCGUGAUUCUAAUGCACUAAAAAGUUCUCUUUGGUGGGAGGAGAACGGGGGAGAAAAGUCAGGUUAAAAGAAAAUGUUCCUUUUCAGUGACACCAGUAAGAAAGCAGAGUUGUUGCAAUGGUAGCAACUCUCAAGUUCCACACAAAAAACAAACGUUACCUUGGCACAUAUGGGCAACUGACUUCAGUUGCAAGGAAGAAACUCUUCAGUUUGCUGUUGGAUUGAUUUUUCUAAACGUAACCAUGACUUACGAAGUUAAUUUGACUGAAAUCCUCCUCCACGUGGGCUUAGCUAUGCUUUUACAACCUGAUUCUAGGAUUAUUUCAUUGUUAGCUUAAAUAAUUUCAGUCCAGGCCAACGUGGUAUCACUCACGGGGUGCAAGCUUGUUGGAACUGAAGCUUUUUACAUGCCUUCUAAACAACAUGAAAGAAGCUGCAGUUGAAUUGCAUAGUUUUUUAAAUUUACUGGUUCAUGGCAAGAUGUUUUUUAACCUUUUUAAAUAUUUUUGGUGCUCUUGGUAAUGAAAUCAUUCUUAACAGAUAGGAUCCAUAGAUGUAGGUAGAGUGGCUCAGAGGGAUAGAUUCCUCUGGGAUACGGGUCCAUUCCUGUAAUCGGGUGUUAAGCCAGUCUGUACCAGAUGAUGGGUGAAGCAAUUGGGAUUUAUUACACAAUGUCCUGUGCCAAAAUGAAAGGUGUAUUUCAAUUCGGGCUGGAGAGGAGUGGGGGAGCUGCAGUGAGGUUUUGGCAGGACAGCCCUUGGGUAGGAGAAUUUGGGGAUGGGAUGGAGAAGCUGGGUGAGGGGGUAGCAGCACAGAAUAAUUUGAGCACAAACUCUGUUCGCCAUUUCCAUGGCGCGGACUGGCACGCCAUUUCCAUUCCACUGAUGGUAUUCCCUAUAUUAGAGAUAAAUGCAUGACUUUGACCCUAGUUUAAUUGUUAAAUUAAUCCAGUUAAUUGGAGAUAAUAUUGUUGGAGUUACAUAAAAUGUCCAUGGAGUACAGUAACAAAAUGCAGAUUUCACGGCAUUUUAUGCAGGGACUAAAACGAGCUUAUAAUUUGUUUUAGGUUUAGCUUCAGGGUUUGAACUGUUUUGGUAAUGGGGAACAUUAAGGAAGAAAUGAAACUGCCUUUGCCUUUUUAAAAAAAAUACAAAGUGGCUUAAUGACAGAAAUUCCUGCUCCUAAAUGGUAAUUCCUGCUCUUUGUUUCAUAGAAAGUUGAUCGUUGUGAAUGGAUUGCUGAACCAUUGGUUCACUCCAUGUGGCAUUGCAUGAAGCAGUCAAAGGCAACAAAAGUGCUGAAGGAAACAAUGAGUGAGGGAUUUGGGGGGAAAAUAUAAUUGAUGCUACUUUUGGAAGAAAUAAAAGCAAAAGACCAAAGCUGCAUAACUAUUGCUUGUUAUAAUGCACUGGUGUAUUUUGUUGUGUAAUCUUCAUCAGAAUGAAGCACAUUUGUACAGAAGAAUGGAACUCUUCAAUCUUGUCUUGGCAUUGAGCACAUCCAUAAUCGGAUAGGAGAGAAAAUAAAGUAUUCUCUAAUUUGCACCUAACAGUAAUACCUGCCCACUGUGGGUAGCACCCUCUUACUGCAACAGGCUGACACAUUUUUCUGUCUUUCAUUUGGAGGCCUGUCUGAUUGAGAUCACCUCCUAAUGCCAAGUUAGGAGUAGAUCGUUUUUCACAGUGGGAUUCUUGUAUUCAUGAGGACUUGGAUUGAGGCAACUCGAGCUCAAUUCAUGGGUAAUACUGUGCAGCAGGUGACAGGCUUUCAAUGCUGCAUCUGUCUGAAUAUGGUUUUAUUCCAGGGCACCGUUGAAAAACAAGGACAUCUUUAAGUGCCCAGUUUUCAGCGUUUUUUCUCAGCUGUUGUAGUGACGGCAGUGAUCUGUUUCACAUUAUUUAUUGAUAAUACUGGAUCAGGCAGUGUGUUGGCGGCGAGGCAGGGUGUAUGGCUGGGCUUACAGUAUUUAUUUAACCAAGACUAUUUGUUCAAAAAUUAUUUACAGCUUGUAGAAAAUAAACUACAGCAACUUCUCUGAGUAAAAGCAGGGUAAUUAUCCCAGACAAAUGCAGUGAGUGGAGAAGAGUUAAGUUGUGUUUAAAAUUAAUCUUUGUGAUUACUAAUAGUGUGGUCAACAGGACUGAUAGAAUUGCCCAGUUGUGCCCACUUUGCCUGGCCCUAGUAUUGUUAAUGUAUGCAGUCUUCCAUGUAACUGGGCCGACCCCCUGUUAAAAUAGGAGCAAAAUUACAUCUAUGAAUGUGUUCAACAGCCUGGAGGGAUGUGUCUACAUUGUGGCUGGGCCUACAUCCACCAGAGAAGCAAAAGUCAUUGCCUGUCAUACAGCACAUUUGUAACUCAGUGUCCAUAUUAGUAGAGCUUCAGGGAAGGCCAAAUCAGCAUCAAAAUAAUGGGUUGGCCUGCUUUUGUUCCAUUAAUACCUCUUGCCCUCCCAUUCUUUUCCAGUUUCUCUUCUCCAGCAACCUGCAUUCAGUUUUACUUGGAUUGUGUUGUUAAAUCUGUUAUAGGUCAGGGACCUGGCAGAAUAUCUGGCAGUAUGUGUGACCACAGUGUGAGAUUACCUUUAUUCUAUGGUUUUAUGAGUUGGCUAAACUAUUUUUGGAUUCAGAAGAGCUUUGUUACUGUACCUUGAAGCUUGUGGACUGCUUUGCUUAUUGGGAAAUAAUAUUAAUUAAGUAGGCCACGAGCUAAUCCUAGCCGACCUAUCACUGGGACUAGUGCUACUAGCCUUAGUAGCACUGAGCUGAGCAAAUGGUGGAGCAAACUUAGCCAAGGUCUCUUGUGCAAAUGAAACAGUGCUGGAAAGUAUGCUAAUGGAAAUCAGAAUGGAUGUGGUAAUCAGGGCAAUUUAAUAGCCUGCUUGCACUCAGCAGCAGGUUUUUCUAACAAGCAUGGGCACUAGCUAGGAGGGGAGGGGGAAAUAGGAUCAUUCCAGGAACUGUUGCUUGGUGGUGCAGUAUCACAAAGCAAUGAGCUGGCAUGGAGAAAAUGGGCUGAAUGGCCUCAUUCCAUGCCACGUAUUUCUAGCUUUUUAAUGCUGCAAUACAGAGAGGACUGAAGAAUUCUUCCACCUUGAGCAAAUGUACUCCGGCAGAAGGCUGCACAUGGAGGCAAAGUGCUAGGAAAGGAGCAAACUGGACAAACACAAGUCAGAUUAUUCUUUGAUGAAUGUGCUUAUUUACAAAAACACAGCAUUUGGUCCCAGAUGGUUUGCUCCAUUCUUGUUUUUAAAUCAGCUGAGCAGUACAAAACCAGCAAAUGUGAGUUACAGCAAGUAUCAUCGAGACAUUAAAGAUGCUGCUGAGCAUUCGCAUAGUGUGAGAGGAGGACAUUAGUCAGCCUUAAAAAAUUUAUGGAUUAUGUUAUGUCCUUGUACUAAUCGAGAGGAAAAAAAACUUAAAAGUAAAAUUUGUACUUAACAGAAGAGUAAAUCACUUUGUGUAAUGGAUCACUUCAUGGUACAUUAGCCAUUUUCUUCUCCAGAGAACAAAACAAGUUUAAUUUUGAAAAUACCUGUUUCAAAUGUGUGUUUGUCUGUUUUGUUGCCUGCCAAAUGGUGAGAUUCAGAAAACGUGAUGAGUGUGUGUUUAGCAUGUAAAUGAACAAUUGAUUUUAUUUUAAUCAGUGUAAAAUGUUUUUACUCAAAAGGAAAAUCUUCAUCCUUGGUGAACUGGCUGGCUCUGGGUAAAAGAGUCUAUGGAGAAUUGUGCUGUCUCACAUUCCACUAAUGUUUUGGAAGUUACUUGGUCCCAGGUUUGGGAAAGGGGGCUCCUGCUUUUUACUGCCCACCAAUAUCCCCUCCUGAGGAAAGCCAAUGGACAAUGAGCUGAAUUAGGAACUGAGAUUUCUACCUCCCCAUCCCCUUCUAGCCUUGCAGGUAAAGAAUAGCCACGUGGAAUGAGUACUGGAGCAACGCAUCCAGACUAAGCAUGUUGUCCCUUCAUUGAGAGGGGGAAGAAAAUUUAAUGCAGUCAUUGAACAUUUGAGCGGUUACUGAGGGAGUUGGUCUGUGCAGCUAGUUUGUGUACUUUGUCCUCUCUUCAGUACCAGCAUAGUUAUUAUCAUUCCAGAUUGUUGGAGGAACUAACUCCAAACUAAUAUUAAAAGUCACAUAAUAAUGCAUUGUGAUCUUGAAGUGAAAUGACGGAUCAGUUAAAUGCUUCAUGUGAUCUCCCAUUGGUUUAUUUUGGUUUUCUGUUAUGGGGCGGUGUACGUUGCACUGAAGGGCUGUUAUUUUCAAUUGGUUGGAGGGUUGAGGUAAAACGAACACUUCUUAUAGGGUGGAGUCUGUCCCUUUGCAGCAUUAUCUUGUUAAAACACUGAUCAAGGUAAUCAGAUCAUAGUAUCUGUGGGGAUAUUGAUGGGAGCAUUACUUAACUGUCUGUGGGCAAAUUUUAUUCAGAUUGAUGUGGACCAUAAGUCAGGCUAAAGUCCUGGGAACCAGAGAACAUGGGAACGUAAUUUAUCUUCAUCUCCAGAUGGGUGGGUGUGCAAGUGACUGGAAGUGCUUAUGAAAUUGAUUAAUUAAUUAAUCGUCAUCAUCCAAACAAACUAUUUUGUAUAAGCAGCCAGUUCUAAACCAGUGUUUAUGCUUGAAACACCUGCUGAAUUGCCUUUGUUUAAUUAAUGUUCAUAACCUGCUGAGUGUUCCCUGACCUUUUAUUAUUCUUAAUUUCCAGCUUUUCUGUUUAGUUCAAUUUUUUCCAGCUUAGCAUUCAUAAAGUAAUGCUGAAUAGAGCCAAGUCCUUUUUAUUCCAAAUGUUGUAAAUCUCUCCACUGCAGUACUACUGGAGGUUGUAUUUAAAUUGCAUUUUCCAUAUUGGAGCACCAUGUACUAUGGUCAUAUGUUAAUAAGGACAGGUUUAGAGUUUGCAUCUCCACAAACCUGAUCCACUAUUCACACCUAAUCUGUAUCUUGGCCAUGUCUACACACUUUGUUUUCAUAGGUUUUUGUUAGGCUGCUUCACUUUUUGAAACUUUGAAAUGGAUUUGGCCCCCUCUCAGUUUGUGGUGGGAGUGGGGCAGGGGCCGAGGGUGUUAGUGGGUCGCUUGAGUUCCAGAUUUCCACUAAUUGGAGCCAGGAGCUUCCCCACAUCACAAUUUUAAUGUUCUAUCUCCUUGAGGUAGACUCAAUACCCCCACCUCUCCCAAUUGAAAAAAUAGGGUGGAUGGAGAAGAAUCUUCAGCUCCUUUCAAUCAUCAUAAACAUCUUCAUUUGAUGGGAGCAUGUUUUAUUGAGGGUUGAAAGGCAGACACAGGAACUUCAGUUAAAGAUGUUUGCUGCUAAUAUAACUUAAGUUUCAACCCCUCUUGAUGUAGGUCAAUCUUUGCUUUUUAGUGCUUGAAUGAGAUUGAAAAGAGAGCGUAUUAUAAAUAUGAUUCAAACUGCACAAAAAACACAAAUGUAAAGUGUAUAUAAUGUACUUGGGUAACUUCAGUUGUUCAACCAUGACCAAUAAAUUC
This is a messenger RNA of Pristis pectinata (smalltooth sawfish), 6855 nucleotides long. RefSeq names its product family with sequence similarity 174 member C (gene fam174c). The record is from RefSeq and is a predicted model, not a curated record. Gene Ontology annotation, cellular component: extracellular region. Lineage: Eukaryota; Metazoa; Chordata; Chondrichthyes; Rhinopristiformes; Pristidae. The transcript is spliced from 4 exons. The coding region runs from base 15 to 536 and encodes 173 amino acids.